AGUUCAUCCACUUUAGGCCUGUAAUUCCAGGCACAAGCUCUAAGUUGAAUUUGAGAGCUCGGCAAACUAUCUCGACCGCGACAUUCGAACAUCCACCCAUUGCCCUUCGUCAUCACCCAAUUCGUCUUUUUCGGUCUUGUCUAAUUAUUCACAAUGGCUGGUAUCGCUUAUUACACCAUUGCUGGCAAGCAGGUCGCCGGUCACUACCUCGCCAUGGCCUGGUUGGGAACUCUCGUCGUCGGUACCAAGCUUGCCCUGUCUGGCGGCUCCUCUAAGCCCACCGCUACCGCUACUCCUCCCAUCAACGCCUCCAGCUCCGACGAGGCCGACUUCAUCAAGAACUUCCUUGAUCAGCAGGACAAGAAGAACUAGACGGUUGAAUCGAAGACGAUGGUUUUAUGGUUGUUUGGGUACGGUGUAUGUUUAUAAGUCAUGCAGACAUGAGCUGUCCAUCGAGCCGGACAGCCGAAUUCAGAUACCAACAAAAGCCGAUUUCGCCAAUUGUGGCAUAACGAA
Molecule: messenger RNA, 516 nt
Organism: Fusarium oxysporum Fo47
Lineage: Eukaryota; Fungi; Ascomycota; Sordariomycetes; Hypocreales; Nectriaceae
Product: ATP19 family protein
Exons: 3
Coding region: 154-372 (72 amino acids)
Biological process (GO): proton motive force-driven ATP synthesis
Source: RefSeq, a predicted model, not a curated record